Molecule: messenger RNA, 584 nt
Organism: Eurytemora carolleeae
Lineage: Eukaryota; Metazoa; Arthropoda; Copepoda; Calanoida; Temoridae
Product: fatty acid-binding protein, adipocyte
Exons: 6
Coding region: 105-572 (155 amino acids)
Biological process (GO): fatty acid transport
Cellular component (GO): nucleus; cytosol
Molecular function (GO): fatty acid binding
Source: RefSeq, a predicted model, not a curated record
GUAAGAAGAUCAGUAUUUACAUAAAGUCUGGUCAGUAUAUUCUUCAGUUGGAUUCUGACCUUCAUCCUGCGUUCACCUAUCUCCUUCUCAACCCCUGAUCCAGAAUGAAGUCAGUUGUUCUCUCACUUGCACUCUGUUCCUGCAUUCUAGCAAUUGAGGCACAGAGAGACCCAUUGCCUGGGACUUACAGGAUGGUCUCAUCUGAUAGGUUUGAUGACUAUCUGCAAGCUCUGGGUGUGAACGGAUUAGUGCGUAGUAUAGCUGCAGGAAUAGUUCCAACUAAUGUUAUUGAGAUUGAUUCUUCAGGGAGAUAUACUGUUAGGACUUUGACACCCCUAAGAAAUUCUGAGAUUUCGUUCCGGCUUCAGCAGCCUUUCGUUGAAAACACUUCAGAUGGUAGAAAAGUUACAACAGUCGCUACACGCUCCGGUAAUGUGUUGACCCUAAACCAGCGAGGGAGUGGGGGUCAGAAGAGCACAACGAUUGUGAGAGAGAUAAACGGUGAUACAAUGAUCAACAGGCUCAUUGUAGACAACGUGACCAGUGUCAGAGUGUUCAAGAGAAUCAACUAAACACGUGACGAA